Cercopithifilaria johnstoni is the source of this 1704-nucleotide messenger RNA. Lineage: Eukaryota; Metazoa; Nematoda; Chromadorea; Rhabditida; Onchocercidae. The record is from the annotation of a GenBank genome assembly.
AUGAUCAAGAGAAAGCGUUUUCACACGGUAUUUCAACAUGCGGCCCAGUUUGACAGUCGUGAAACAAGUCGGUCUACCACAUUAUCAAUGACGGAUGUUGGACAAGUGGUGACGUUGAAUAUGAGAAAUGGUAAAUGCAUUCAGGGACGAAUCAAGUCCGUUGAUGCUGACAAACAAAUUGUACUUGUAGAGCGACCCUUUUUAAAUGGUAAGCCAAUGGGUGGACAUGAAAGAAAGUUCCCAAUUAGUUCUAUCCUUUCCUUCCGAAUUUUGGAUGUCAAAACUGAAACGAAGGACAGGAAGGUCAUUUCUGAAACUACUACUGCAGAAUCUAUUACUCCUAAUGGUACUCCAGCUAUAAAAGACAUCAAAGCACAGCCAACUGAAUAUCCAGUGAGUGUUCAGAAAUCUCUAAUUGCAUUGCAUGCUUCUGGUGACUGUCCAUCGAAAACGACAAAGUAUUCGGGAGUAGUACAUCGAGUAAAUUUCGAAAAGGAAACAGUAGAUGCCACUACAAGCGCUCACAAAAACAGCAGUAGCACCGAUGCCGUCGUGGUUCCUAACGCACUCCAUACAAAUCAGCAGCAACAGUCACCUUAUACUUCUACUUCUGGUUCAUCCUGUUCAUCGCCAAUAACCAAACCAUUAGCAAAAUUAAGCCGUAGAACUCACACGACAGGUGGGAGACGUUUUCUUGCAAAUAGUGGUGAAUCAAAGUUAUUGUCAUGUGCAGCUGACCCAUCACAUAAGGGAAGACGAAACCGUGGACAUACUGGAAUACCGGAAGCAGAUUCUAUUGGUCAGAAUAAUAAAGAUAAAAAAACAAACGAAGGUCUUACCAAACCUAUUGAUUUUGAUUUGAAUGAAGACUUCGAUUUUGAAAAAAAUUUGGAGAUAUUCAGAAAUUACGAAAAAAAUGCUGAUAUUUUCGAGCAAAAGGAAAUCUCAGCUCUGGGAACACAAUUUGCACAAAAGAAUUACGAGCAUUUCGAGAAUGUCAUUUCGGAUCCAUCGAGAGUUACAUCAUGGACGACGAAGACACCUGAUCAGUUUGUUGCAGUGCGUUUUGAGAAAACAGUAGAUGGGCAGCAGAUUCCGUUUUUAAAACCCUGUGAUAAAGAAAAGUUUUUGCAGAGAGCGGAACCGUAUUUGGGAAGCGAUAUAUUCCAUGUAAUGAUCGCUGAUCGACUAAUGAUGUUUAUUUGGAACGUCAUUGAUAAGUUUAAAAUAAUGGUUAGUCAAAUGGUUGUGUUAGACUCAGCAACAGUUAAUACUUUCUUAACAACGAUGUUUUUGCGCCAUGUUUCAAAUAGAGCUUGUCAAACAUUUGUAUAUUCAUGCUUACUUGGCCAGUAUAAUUUACCACACGUACUUCAAGUUCAUGAUGUACAGGAGCUUCCAAAACACGAUGUUCAGCUGAUCGUCGUUUUGGGUCCCCUGCUUCUGGGAAGUGUCAAGGAAUGGAUAAAGAAUUUGUGGCCAUCAACGCAUUUGAUUUGUAUAGAAAAACCUCCAGAGCUUAUCGAAAAUGAGCAUAUUUUGAUGGUUGGUGUUGGAACUUAUAAUGGUGACUCCCUAAAACAGAGGAACUCAAAUAGUUUGCGUGGUGUCGCAGAUAUUGGGAUACCAUUUACCUGGAUGGAUGCUGAUUCUGCUGCAUUUCUUUCACGUGCAUUUGCCACACAAAAUAUUCUUUUGUGUUAA